AUGGGUUCUAACAACGGUAAGCGGCCUCAAAUUCCAUCAACAACAGAAACUUUAAGACGAAAACGUUUUGAUCGUCUGCGAACAACUAUGCGAAGUAUGACAUUGAGAUCUCUCGUUAAAAGUAAUUCACAAUAUUAUUCCGCAUCAGAAUCAACCGGAAAUUGUUCACUAGUUUCACCAACUAUUACAUCAAGUAUGCGGGAACAACAAACAACAGAUGAAAUAUAUCUGAGUGAUUUUGAUUAUAAAAAGUUAUCAACAUUAACCGGUUUACAAGAGUCAAAAAUUGAUGAAUUACAUCGUGAAUUUUUAAUUUUAUCACAAGGUGGGCGUAUUAAUUAUCAUCGAUUUCGUGCCAUGUUAGAAUCGAUACCGUUUAAUCGUACACAAAAUGAAUUAGAAAAAUUAGCCAGGCAAACAUUUUUGAUAUUCGAUAAAGAUGGAAACAAUUAUUUGGAUUUUGCUGAGUUUAUAGCUGCGUAUAUAACGAUGGAAAAAAAUAAUAACAUCGGUAUCGGAAAAGAGAACGUAAAUCAACCUCAAACGCAUCAAAACAAAACAGAACAGUGGAUUAAUAGAACUCCAGUAGUAUCGACAGAAUUGAGUCAUACAUCAUAUCAGCCUACAAGAGCACUCAUUUCGAAUCCAUAUCGUCGAGAUCCAGAAACAAAACUUAAUAAUACUCUUCUUACGAAUCAUUACGUACCAUUUCGGCCUAUCGUUUGGAAUCCACUACCGAUUACUCAACAACCACAAUACGUGUAUAGAUAA
Didymodactylos carnosus is the source of this 771-nucleotide messenger RNA. Lineage: Eukaryota; Metazoa; Rotifera; Eurotatoria; Philodinida; Philodinidae. The record is from the annotation of a GenBank genome assembly.